Messenger RNA from Camelina sativa (false flax), 1043 nucleotides. Its product is annotated as respiratory burst oxidase homolog protein C-like. Gene Ontology annotation, molecular function: calcium ion binding. Lineage: Eukaryota; Viridiplantae; Streptophyta; Magnoliopsida; Brassicales; Brassicaceae. The record is from RefSeq and is a predicted model, not a curated record.
CAGGUUGUGUUCUUUCAAUGGACAGACCAGUGAGCUUUGACGUGACGGACUAUGACCCCGACGAGAACGAGUGGGGGAGCAUCAGCGAUACAAUACCCUAUAGCGGUCAGAUGAGCGGACCGUCCUCACCGAACUACAAAACUCCAUCCAUAAAUAACUCUGAAGACGCAAAGGAGCACAUGAUCACGGCCGGCGUAAACCUUCAUGAAGACAUGUUGGAGGAACAACGGACGCGGAUCGCCUCUGUUUGUGAUGAGUUAAAGCGUUUAAAAUCGUUAACCACAAUGAGGAAUCCAACAGGAUACCGGUCAAAGUCAACGGCUGCUGAGUCCUUGAAAGGUCUAAAAAUGUUCAUCGGGGCGACUGAAGGUGAUUGGACCACCGUGGAGAGGCGGUUCCAUACAAUGACGACGGAUACCAGUGGCCUACUGACCCGUUCAAAAUUUGGUGAAUGCAUAGGAAUAAACUCUAAGGAACUCGCCUUGGAAUUGUUUUGACGCAUUGGCUAGGCGAAGAUGCGUACGAGAGGAUGUGAUUGAUAAAUGUGAACUAUAUGAGUGUUGGGGUCAAAUAAACGAUCAAAACUUCGAUUCCAGAGUUAUGAUGAUUCUUGACAUUGCUGAUAAAGAUGGAGAUGGUAGAUUAACACAAGACGAAGUUAGACAAUUUAUUAGUCUUAUUGCGUCUGCUAACAACAUGUCCACCAUUGAGAACAAAGCUGAUGAAUAUGCAACACAGAUUAUGGAAGAGUUUGAUCCAGAUGAAUUUGGAUACAUCACGUUGGAAGGUUUUAAGAUGCUGCUUGAGGAACUAGAAACACAGUGUGUAACAACAAGUACCGAUGAAACAGAGAAGUCUACGAUGCUUAACCGGAACACAAUAAAGAAAUGGUACAACUUACUGAAGAAAUAACCAUCUACGGAGACGAAAUAGUGAAAAACAAAAAGAUUACAAACAUCAUUUGUAGAUGAGUGUUUUGAGAUUGUGAAUGUAAAAGUGAACCUGGAUUACAGUAACAAUAACAUCACACCAAUAUGAGCAUA